Molecule: messenger RNA, 3613 nt
Organism: Galeopterus variegatus (Sunda flying lemur)
Lineage: Eukaryota; Metazoa; Chordata; Mammalia; Dermoptera; Cynocephalidae
Gene: TBC1D23
Product: TBC1 domain family, member 23
Exons: 18
Coding region: 77-2056 (659 amino acids)
Biological process (GO): embryonic brain development; retrograde transport, endosome to Golgi
Cellular component (GO): trans-Golgi network
Source: RefSeq, a predicted model, not a curated record
UUUACGACGUUGGGUCUCAGAGUCGUCCUGGGCUCCGGGUCCACUUUUCGGCAAAGUGACGUGGACGUCAACAGCAAUGGCGGAAGGAGAAGAGGUCCUGCCACUGCCAACGUCAAGCGGCGGCGGCUGGGAAAAAGAUCUUGAAGAAGCUUUGGAAGCAGGAGGUUGUGAUCUUGAAACUUUGAGAAAUAUAAUUCAAGGGAGACCACUGCCUGCUGAUCUGAGGGCCAAAGUUUGGAAGAUUGCUCUGAAUGUUUCAGGAAAAGGCGAUAGUUUGGCAUCAUGGGAUGGUAUUUUGGACCUUCCAGAACAGAACAGUAUUCACAAGGAUUGCCUACAGUUUAUUGACCAGCUUUCAGUGCCAGAGGAGAAGGCAGCAGAAUUACUUUUGGAUAUUGAAUCUGUAAUUACCUUUUAUUGUAAAUCACGUAACAUUAAAUAUAGCACAUCCCUUAGCUGGAUACAUCUACUCAAACCAUUGGUGCAUCUUCAACUGCCACGCAGUGAUUUAUACAACUGCUUUUAUGCUAUCAUGAAUAAGUACAUUCCCAGGGAUUGUUCCCUGAAGGGAAGACCAUUUCAUCUCUUCCGAUUACUCAUCCAAUACCAUGAGCCCGAACUUUGUUCUUUACUUGAUACCAAGAAAAUUACUCCAGACUCCUAUGCACUCAACUGGCUUGGAAGCCUUUUUGCGUGUUACUGUUCUAUCGAAGUCACUCAGGCAAUAUGGGAUGGAUAUCUUCAACAAGCAGAUCCAUUUUUUAUUUAUUUCUUAAUGUUAAUUAUACUUGUUAAUGCAAAAGAAGUUAUUUUAACACAAGAGGCAGACAGCAAAGAAGUUAUCCAGUUCUUGGAAAAUACUCCAUCCAGUCUGAAUUUAGAAGAUAUAGAAGACCUUUUCUCUCUGGCUCAGUAUUAUUGCAGUAAAACACCAGCUUCUUUUAGGAAGGAUAAUCACCAUCUCUUUGGUAGUACUUUGUUGGGAAUUAAGGAUGAUGAUGCAGAUCUGAGUCAGGCUCUUUGUCUCGCUGUCUCAGUGUCAGAGAUCCUCCAAGCAAAUCAGCUGCAAGGAGAAGGAGUCCGGUUCUUUGUGGUGGAUUGCCGUCCUGCAGAACAGUAUAAUGCUGGGCAUUUAUCAACUGCUUUCCACUUAGAUUCAGAUCUGAUGCUCCAGAAUCCAUCUGAGUUUGCACAGUCUGUAAAAUCUUUGCUGGAAGCACAGAAGCAGUCCAUUGAGUCCGGCUCCAUAGCUAGUGGGGAGCACCUCUGUUUUAUGGGUAGUGGCAGGGAGGAAGAAGACAUGUAUAUGAACAUGGUUCUGGCGCACUUUUUACAGAAAAACAAAGAAUAUGUGAGUAUUGCCAGUGGAGGAUUUAUGGCACUACAGCAGCACCUAGCAGACAUUAAUGUGGAUGGACCAGAAAAUGGAUAUGGCCAUUGGAUUGCUAGUACCUCAGGCUCAAGGAGCAGUAUCAAUUCUUCUGUUGAUGGUGAAUCUUCUAAUGGGUCAAAUGAUAGAGGAAUGAAGUCACUAGUAAAUAAAAUGACUGUGGCUUUGAAGACAAAAUCUGUUAAUGUCAGGGAAAAAGUUAUCAGUUUUAUUGAGAAUACAUCAACUCCUGUGGACCGAAUGUCUUUCAAUCUCCCUUGGCCAGACAGAUCAUGUACAGAGCGGCACGUGAGCAGCAGUGACAGAGUGGGCAAGCCUUACCGUGGCGUAAAGCCUGUUUUCAGCAUUGGGGAUGAAGAAGAGUAUGACACAGGUAUAGUAAUGCACCUUCAUCUGUUGAUCACUGCAACACAUAUGUACUGUUUAAGGGAGAUUCUUUCACGGAAAGGAUUGGCUUAUAUACAGUCUCGACAAGCACUAAAUUCUGUAGUUAAAAUCACGUCCAAAAAAAAACAUCCUGAGUUAAUUACCUUCAAGUAUGGAAACAGCAGUGCUUCAGGAAUAGAAAUCUUGGCAAUCGAAAGGUAUUUGAUUCCAAAUGCAGGGGAUGCAACCAAAGCCAUAAAACAACAGAUCAUGAAAGUUUUGGAUGCUUUGGAAAGUUAAUAUAAAAGAAAAUUAUUUAAAAAGAAAUUAAGGCAACCAAGAGAAACAUGGACAUAUAUUUCCUGAGUGAAUACUAACCGGAAGCCCUUCAUUUGCCCACAGGGGUGCUUAAAUAGCAAGUCUAAGAAAGUGUAAAUUAUUAUAAUCAAUCUCUGGGCAGUUAACCUUUCUUUAAAAUUUUUCUUUUGCAUUUUUGGUUUUAUAAAAUGAUUUCUAAUAAAGGUCAGUUAUUAAAUGACUUUAAAGUAACUGACCCUGUGCUGUGGUGGACUUAGGGUACAGAAUGCAGUUCUAUUUUGAAGAACUGUUUUAAGGGGACAUGAAUUAUUUUCAGGUUUAAAAACAACUGUACACAUAUAUAUUUGCAAUGUCUUCACUGAAAAUUAGAGAUAGAAUUAGUUGAAGAGAUUUCCUUAAUUGCUGCAUUUAGUUUUACCCACUGAGCAAUAUCACAAACUGAAAACAUACGUUAAUAAUCAGCUCACUGUUUCUGUUCUUAAAAAGAGUGAAAUGUUUUUAAUGAGAUGGAUGAAGAUUCCAGCCAACUCAAAAUACAAUCCAGCUAGUGAAAUGUUGAAACAUCAGUUUCUAAAUCGCCUUUGCUUCAUUAGCUAAUUAUUUGGACGCUAAGUGCUUCAGAGAUACUAAACUUCAUCCUAACAGUUUCUAAGGAGCAAUUAAAAGCAUUACAAUAAGUAGGUAGUCGUGUUAAGAUUAAAAUUAGCAUUUGGGGGACCGAAUUGUAUUUGUAAAAAUAUCAUUGGUCUUUAUUACAAGUGGAUUAUUUGACUUAGGAUAUCUCAGAACAAGUGUUGAGCACACAUUGAGUUAUCCUCAUUGAGAUUAUGGUCUCUGAUCACACUAAAUAUCCACUUUAAUAAAAGCCAGAUAAUCAGAGAGCUGUAUAAAUUACAAUUGUUUUUAUCAUCACUUUCUGAAAUUUCCUUCUUUUCUUUUGGUUUUUUCUUAUUAAAGUUCCAGUGUUUUGAAACUAUUUUUAUUUUGUUAAUGUGACAAAACUGAAAAGUGAUCUGCUUUAUUUUGCAGCUUUCUCAAUUUAAUUUAUUGUGGUUCAUAUAAGACACAUUUGGGGCUAUGGAAUGAUUUUUCAUACAGUGCGUUUGGGAAUAGCAAAUACUUACUUACAAUCUGUCAUGUCCUAAAAUAUAAUGGAUUAUCUUUAAGGGGUUGAUGGAGAAAUAUUCAUAUGUACCCUGUUAACAGCCAGUUAUUUUAAUUUACUUAAUGGAAAUCAAGUGGAUAAAAGGCAACAUAUGAGUAAUUCAAGAGACUUUAUUCUAAUGUCUAAUAAAAACAGUUUGAGUGGUUGGAGACAUUUGCAUGAAAUGGUACCUGGUGCAAUACUUGAUAUUUAUAACUCUCCCCUCAAACUGUUGUAUUGCAUUUUUUCCCUUUUCUUGGCACCUCCUUUAGAAAUAUCCUGAAGUCUCAUUUUUACCCAUUUCAACCAUGGGACUUUUUCAUAUUAGUGUAAAGAUGUUUGUGUUACUGUUUAUAAAUUACAAUUGUAAAUAAAACAGUACAGUUUGCUCAAAA